Messenger RNA from Boleophthalmus pectinirostris (great blue-spotted mudskipper), 1344 nucleotides. It is a transcript of the gene chmp2a, whose product is annotated as charged multivesicular body protein 2A. The transcript is spliced from 6 exons. The coding region runs from base 161 to 820 and encodes 219 amino acids. Gene Ontology annotation, biological process: protein transport; endosome transport via multivesicular body sorting pathway; late endosome to vacuole transport. The record is from RefSeq and is a predicted model, not a curated record. Gene Ontology annotation, cellular component: multivesicular body; ESCRT III complex. NCBI's taxonomy places the organism in Eukaryota, Metazoa, Chordata, Actinopteri, Gobiiformes, Gobiidae.
ACAUUUUACGUCAUUUCCCGGAAGUGAAAUUGCCCCAACACGGAAGAGAAGGAAAGAAAAACAAAUAACCGUUUAAAAUUCCAGUCAGAAGUCGGUAAAAACACAUUUGCCGACGAAUAUCUUCUGAAUUACCCCCUGUCCACGACACCUGUCAUACAAGAUGGAGUUUCUGUUUGGAAAGAGAAAGACCCCUGAAGAGAUGUUGAGGCAAAACCAGAGGGCUCUCAAUAAAGCAAUGAGAGAGUUGGACAGAGAAAAAGCCAAACUGGAACAACAGGAAAAGAAGAUCAUUGCUGACAUAAAGAAAAUGGCAAAACAAGGACAAAUGGAUGCAGUGAAAAUAAUGGCAAAAGACUUGGUUCGGACAAGACGUUACAUUAAGAAGUUUAUUAUGAUGAAGGCCAACAUUCAAGCAGUCAGCCUAAAGAUUCAGACACUUAAGUCCAACAACAGCAUGGCUCAGGCUAUGAAAGGAGUCACCAAAGCUAUGGCAACAAUGAACCGACAGCUGAAACUUCCUCAAAUCCAGAAGAUAAUGAUGGAGUUUGAAAAACAGAGUGAAAUUAUGGAUAUGAAAGAGGAGAUGAUGAACGAUGCCAUUGAUGAUGCCAUGGGAGAUGAGGAUGAUGAGGAGGAGAGUGACGCUAUUGUAUCACAAGUGUUGGAUGAACUGGGCCUUAAUCUGACUGAUGAGUUGUCAAACCUGCCAUCUACUGGUGGAAGCCUGUCAGUGGCUGGAAAGAAAGCAGAGCCCCAAGCUGCCCUGGCUGAUGCAGAUGCUGAUUUGGAAGAGCGCUUGAACAACCUAAGAAAAGAUUAAAAACUGUAAAGAGCACUUUUGUGAAGGUGGUAAAACAGAUGCAGUGUAAACAAUUGCAAGUUGUUUUGAAGGGAUGGCUUGUAUAUGUACCUCAGUAUUGGAGGUAAAUGGCUUUCUUUUUGUUUUUUGUUGGUGUGAUUGUUUAUGAAAACAAUCUAGCAAAGUCAUAGAUAUAUAUCAUUGACAGCCAAAAAAUGUUUGUGUUAAUACUAACAGUCAUAGGCAUGUAUAUAUAUACACUACAAACCAUGAAGAUAUUUAAUUGCUUGGGUCUUAGAACUGAGAAAUUUCAAUUCAUUAUUCACACUCCCAUUUAUUUCAUUAGAUCAUUUGUAGCUGUUGUCAAAGCCAUCACAUGAAGAGGGCUUCUAUAAAUAUAUAUAUAUUCAAAUGUUUGGCAUGGCAAAGGAACACGAAGUUAAGUCUGAAAUGUUUUGAUGUUUCCUAACCAAAUGGCUACGGGUGGGGUCUUUUUUAAACUGUUUGAUUUUGUUUUCUUUAUUCAAUAAAAUUUUCCAACCAGA